AUGAAGCUCAGUUCAUUUGUAAUUCCAUUCGUUUUGGCUUCCCUCGUGAGUGCCGAUGGCUCAAGCUCAUCAGACGCUGCAAGUAUCACCAAUGCACCAGCACCUGCUGCAGCUGCUGACGAUAAUUCCGGUAACCAGUAUACUCAAUACCCAUCUGUGGCAAAGACCGCCUCCAUCAAUGGUUUUGCUGACAGAAUCUAUGACCAAUUACCUGCAUGUGCUCAACCAUGUAUGUACCAAAACACAGGUAUCACCCCAUGUCCAUACUGGGACACUGGUUGUCUCUGUAUCAUGCCUCAGUUCCAAGCAUUGGUUGGCCAAUGUAUUGCUGACAACUGUCGCGGUGAGGACGUGCUCGAUGCUAGAUCUUUGGCUACUUCAGUUUGUUCUAGUGCUGGUGUUUGGGAUCCAUACUGGAUGCCUCCUGCUAGUAUCAGUUCUUCAUUAGAGUAUGCUGCUACUGCCGUUGCCACUACCACUGAUGACACCUCGUCAAGCACCGAUGUUGCCUCUUCUAGUGAUUCUCCUUCUUCUUCUUCUUCUUCUUCUUCUUCUUCUUCUUCUUCGACCAAAGAAGAAGCCUCCUCAACCGAAGCUGAAGAAACUUCAUCUACUGCUGUCGAAGAAGCAUCGUCUACUGAUUCGACAAUUGAAGAGUCAAGUUCCAACACCCAAUCAUCUGCUGCUCUUGAAUCAAGUUCAGACUCUUCGGAAACACAAUCAACCUCCAAUACCGCUUCCUCCUCUGACUCAUUGAUCACAACAGCACCAACCACCUCCUCAACCUCCUCCGGAUGGUAUGUGACAAUCCCAAAGACAGCUUCAAUCAAUGGUUUUGCAGACAAGAUCUACGACCGUUUACCAGAGUGUGCUAAACCCUGCGUAAAACAGGACGUUCGUGUAUCCCCUUGUGCUUACUACGAUACCCAGUGUCUCUGUAUGAUGCCUCAAUUCCAGAACCCAGUCGGAAUGUGUAUUGCCGACAACUGUCAUGGUGAAGAUGUCUUGGAUGCCAGAUCAUUGGCCACCUCAAUCUGUGUCAGUGCCCAAAUGUGGGAACCAUAUUGGAUGCCAGAUGACAGUGUAACCUCUGCUUUGGAAUAUGCUGCUACUGCAUCUUGGGACAGCAACGCCAUUACAACCACCACAACCGAUGAAAACACUGAAACCGUUCCUACUGAGACUGCUUCAAACACAUUGGUCACAUCGGCUCCAACCACCACUGGAGCAGAUAAUCCAUACACUCAAUACCCAUCCGUGGCAAAGACUGCUUCAAUCAAUGGUUUUGCUGACAGAAUCUAUGACCAAUUACCAGAAUGUGCUAAAUCAUGUAUGUACCAAAACACCGGUAUCACCCCGUGUCCAUACUGGGAUACUGGUUGUCUCUGUAUCAUGCCUCAGUUCCAAGCAUUGGUUGGCCAAUGUAUUGCUGACAACUGUCGCGGUGAGGACGUGCUCGAUGCUAGAUCUUUGGCUACUUCAGUCUGUUCUAGUGCUGGUGUUUGGGAUCCAUACUGGAUGCCUCCUGCUAGUAUCAGUUCUUCAUUAGAGUAUGCUGCUACUGCCGUUGCCACUACUACUGAUGACACCUCGUCAAGCACCGAUGUUGCCUCUUCUAGUGAUUCUCCUUCUUCCUCCUCUUCUGCUACUGCUGAAGAGUCAUCUUCUCAAGCAUCUGAAGAAUCAACUUCAAGCUCCAUCACUUCAGGUCAACAAUCCAAUACCAAUAACGCUUCCUCGUCCGAUUCAUUAAUCACAUCUGCUCCAACUUCUGAUGACACUGGUAACCAAUAUACUCAAUACCCAUCUGUGGCAAAGACCGCCUCAAUCAAUGGUUUUGCUGACAGAAUCUAUGACCAAUUACCUGCAUGUGCUCAGCCAUGUAUGUACCAAAACACCGGUAUCACCCCAUGUCCAUACUGGGAUACCGGCUGUCUCUGUAUCAUGCCUCAGUUCCAAGCAUUGGUUGGUGAAUGUAUUGCUGACAAUUGUCGCGGAGAGGACGUGCUCGAUGCUAGAUCUUUGGCUACUUCAGUCUGUUCUAGUGCUGGUGUUUGGGAUCCAUACUGGAUGCCUCCAGCAAGUGUUAGCUCGUUAUUGGACUCGGCUGCCUCAGCUGGCCUUACUGGUGAUGUUACUGAAACUUCUGAGCCUACUCUUACUAGUGGCACUGAUGUCAGCUCAACCGAAUCUGCUUCUGAAUCCGCAACUGGAUCCGCUACUACUGGUGGCUCUGAUGUUAGCUCGUCCGAGUCCGCUACUGGAUCCGCUUCUGAAUCCGCUUCUGGAUCUGCUCCUGGAUCCGCUUCUGAAUCUGCUUCUGGAUCUGCUACUACUGAUGACUUGGAGCCAACUGAGUCUGCUAAUGGCUUCUCAGUAUCUGUUAGCUUCUUAAAUGAAACUGCUGUAUUUGAAUCCAAUGGUACACAUAUUAAGCUCUUUGAUGGAGUUCAAGCAUUGUUUGAAUUAGAUGACGGAUUGCUCCACUUGUUGGCUGGUGGCUACGUCAAGGUCGAUGAAAUUGGUAAUUUGGUUGUUGUUGAUGAUGCGGAAGAGGCUACUACCGGAUGGGGUAUGACUGAUAACCAAUUGACGCUACCAUCUGACUCUCCAGCAUUCACGAAACGUGAUGAUCAAGUUGUUACCUUUUAUGCAUGUCCUGCUGAGGUUGGUUACGUUGUAUCUGUGAAGAACCGCGAAGGAUGUGUUGAACUCAACUCAGAAGUCGACUCUACCCCGGAAACAAGCAGCACAUCUGCUGGUCCAACAUCGGACGGUGACACUCAAACAAGUGAAGGUGGAGAUGCAAGUGAAACAGGAUCAUCUGGAGCCACAACUACUGGUGAGGAAAGUGAAGAGCAGUCUGCUACAGGAGAUGUUACAGCUUCUGGCUCUGGCUCUGGCUCUUUUGCUACUGAAACUACUCUGGGUGAUGAGACUUCAUUGCCCGCUACAUCCACAGUGUUGAGUGAAGUCACUACUACCGACAAAUCCGGAUCAACCUCUGUCUACACCACCACCAUAAUUGUCACUGAAGUUACUGAGUACUGUGCCCAACUGUCAGCCAGCUCAGUGCAGUCUGAAGCAAGCUGCGAACAAACAAGCGCUGCUGCUGUGCAGUCUACAUUGACGGUACAUGAGCAGGAAAUCAUCACAGUCAUUGUGUCUUGUGAAUCGGCUAUCCUGUCACUUGAGAGCGUGAAAGAAAGUGCAGCUAAGGUUACCAAAACAGAGGUUGUGCAAAGCUGUGAAAGUGCUAUAAGUUCACUUAGUCUGGUUGAAGCGGGUGCCCAAAGUACCUUGAAGGCCAUCAUUUCUACACAUGAGUCUGUUGUUGCAGUUCAAACCUCUGCUGCUGCUGCUCAACAAUCUGCUGCUGAAGCACAAAUGAGUGCAGCCAAGGCUCAACAUUCGUCUGAGGCAGUUGCUCAUGCUCAAAGUGCUGUUGCACAAGCUUCCCAAGCCAGUGAAGAGGCUGCGCAUGCUGCCAGUGUUGAGUCAGCAGCCAAAUCAUCAGCUGCUGAAGUCGGUGUAACUGUGGAUGUUACAACCACCGUCACUGAGAAUGUCACUGUUCAAGCACACAAGACUGCAGCCACUGGCGGCGUCAAUGGUGGUGCCGCUGCACAAGAAACUGGUGCAAAUGUAGGAACUAGUGAAUCUACUGGUAAACAAGGUCAAGGCUCAACUAGUGAAGCAUCUCAAGAAGGUGCUGGACAAGGUACAGAAGGUGCUGAACAAGGUUCCGAAGGUGCUCAACAAGAUACCGAAGGUGCUGAACAAGGUUCUGAAAGUGCUGGACAAGGUACCGAAGGUGCUGAGCAAGGUUCUGAAAGUGCUGGACAAGCUGCUCAGCAAGGUAAUGCACCAACAGUUGCUGCUGGAGGUAAAACUCUUUCAACUACUACUGGUGGAGAGCAGGCUGGAGCCACUGCAGGAUCUGAAACUAAUGUAGCUGUUGCUUCUGGAACUUCUGAAGGAAGCGCAGCACAAACAGUUGCUGCUGCUGUUAAUGGUGCUUCAAGACAAAUUGGCACUUCAUCCUUUGCAAUGCUUGCAUCCACAAUAGCUGUGUUUGCUGGAUUCUUGAUCUGA
Lodderomyces elongisporus is the source of this 4095-nucleotide messenger RNA. It is a transcript of the gene CSA1, whose product is annotated as Csa1p. The transcript has a single exon. Gene Ontology annotation, cellular component: extracellular region. Gene Ontology annotation, biological process: intracellular iron ion homeostasis. Bases 1 to 4095 code for a protein of 1364 amino acids. Lineage: Eukaryota; Fungi; Ascomycota; Pichiomycetes; Serinales; Debaryomycetaceae. The record is from RefSeq and is a predicted model, not a curated record. Gene Ontology annotation, molecular function: heme binding.